Dioscorea cayenensis subsp. rotundata (Guinea yam) is the source of this 1026-nucleotide messenger RNA. RefSeq names its product CASP-like protein 2A1. The transcript has 2 exons. Lineage: Eukaryota; Viridiplantae; Streptophyta; Magnoliopsida; Dioscoreales; Dioscoreaceae. The coding region runs from base 114 to 716 and encodes 200 amino acids. The record is from RefSeq and is a predicted model, not a curated record.
AGGGUCAGGCCUACCACUAUUAUUAUUAUUUCAUUUGAGAGGUGGCCAUAUCCCUGUCCUGAAUCCUCAACUCCAACAUCGCCGGAGGAGGAGGUUGCAGGGAGCAGAGGGCGAUGAUGAAGAGCGAGGACAAACCGAGGAACGAUACGGGUGUGGAUGAAGGAGAAGUGAUGGGUAGCUUGAGUAACACAAUGAGGACAGCUGAGACCCUGCUGCGCGUGGUGCCCAUCGGCCUGUGUCUCGCGGCGCUCCUGGUCAUGCUCAAGAACACCCAAGAGAAUGAUUACGGCUCCGUUUCCUACUCCAACCUCGGCGCUUUCACGUAUCUGGUGUACGCCAAUGGCAUCUGCGCGGGCUACUCAUUCCUUUCGGCGUUCUAUACGGCGGUGCCCCGUCCAAGCACCAUGUCACGCGCUUGGACCAUCUUCUUCUUAGAUCAGAUACUGACAUACGUGAUAUUGGCGGCGGGGACGGUGUCGGCGGAGAUCAUGUACCUAGCGUACAACGGAGACAAGGAUGUGACAUGGAGCAAACAGUGCGGGGUGUUCAACGGGUUCUGCAAGAGGGCCACAGCCUCCAUUACCAUCACCUUCGCUUCCGUUGCCUGCUAUAUCCUGCUCUCCCUUCUCUCCUCUUACAGGCUCUUCAGCUCCUUUGACGCCCCCAUCCCAUUCCUCAGCAGCAAGGCCGUCGAGAUCGCUGCCUUCCCUCGUUAAUUAAUUAGCUAAACUGGUUCCCAUACCAUUCGCACGCCAUAUGCGUUAUGCGUGCUUGCUCACAACCCUCACAUCAUAAUUAGAGAGGACUACUUAGAAAGAGCCUAUCUCUCAGCUCUGCUCUGCUUCUUGUGCUUCUAUUGUAUGUAUGUAUGUAUGUAUGCGCGUACCUAAUGUAUGGAGGAUGUAUGACCAAUUCCCUUGGAACACGAAGAACGUUGCAAGGUGAAUAUGAUCAAAGAAGCAUGAUACAUGUAAUAAACAUCUUUGAUCACAUUCCCAAAGUUAUGGUUGCUAUGCUCUUCUCCUC